AUGUCUGAAAGAAAGAAAAAGCAAUCUACUUUAAGCAUAUUGAAACAUAUAAAUGUAAGACUUAAGGUGGAUGUAACUGCUAGAAAGGAAAUUUUUAUGAUGCGUCCGAAGAAGCCAAGAAGAAAAACUCUUUACUUAAUUAUCGGUAAAGACUACGUAAUUGAGGCAUUGAAUUUUCAUUUACUCAAGUCAGAUGAUAUUAUCCCGCAAAACAACCGGAAUAAACCUAGAAAAUAUGGAGAUCAAGUUAUUUUAGUUAUUGGUGGAAUUGACCCUGAAUUAUGUAAGAGAACAGUAUGGUACGACCCAAUAAUGGACCGAUGGCAUUUUGGACCAGAAUUGAUUACAAGCCGUCCCAGUGCUGGUCUAGCAACAGUGAAAGAUAAUUUAGUGUUUGCCGUGGGGGGUACUGUUAAUUAUUGGUCAUCACGAUCCGUUGAUAUGCUAGAUUUAUCAUCAGAGUCACCGUGUUGGAAACCAACUGUUCAGAUGUUAAAUGAACGACAGUGUUUUGGAGUUGGUGUGAUAAAUGAUAAUCUAUAUGCCGUUGGCGGAUUUAAUAGUAAUGGUGGUGGUCUAAACAGCGCAGAAGUGUUCGACUACAAAACUCAAAAAUGGUGUAUGGUAUCUAGUAUGGCUACUAGAAGAUCUGGUUUAGGGGUCGGAGUACUGAAUAAUCUUUUAUAUGCGGUAGGUGGACAUGUUAAUUGGAAUUCAUCAACGGAUGCCUUAGACACGGUUGAAUGUUAUCAUCCCAGUCUUGAUACGUGGAAACCGGUUGCAAAAAUGUGUGUACGCCGCACAGGUGCUGGAGUAGGUGUAUUGGAUGGUGUACUACCUUUGAACUAUAAGUAA
This is a messenger RNA of Acyrthosiphon pisum (pea aphid), 855 nucleotides long. Its product is annotated as kelch-like protein 3. Gene Ontology annotation, molecular function: protein binding. Bases 1 to 855 code for a protein of 284 amino acids. NCBI's taxonomy places the organism in Eukaryota, Metazoa, Arthropoda, Insecta, Hemiptera, Aphididae. The record is from RefSeq and is a predicted model, not a curated record. The transcript is spliced from 7 exons.